Molecule: messenger RNA, 1315 nt
Organism: Daphnia magna
Lineage: Eukaryota; Metazoa; Arthropoda; Branchiopoda; Diplostraca; Daphniidae
Product: carnosine N-methyltransferase
Exons: 8
Coding region: 141-1217 (358 amino acids)
Molecular function (GO): S-adenosylmethionine-dependent methyltransferase activity
Source: RefSeq, a predicted model, not a curated record
UUGAAUAAGAAUCUCGCCUACUAUUAGAUUCACUUGAAAAGAUUUGGAAAACUUUGAAAUAUUACAUAAAACAUAGAGUUUUGAUUUGACUCGAAGGAUUGCUGUCAAAACAAGGGACAGCAAUCUUCAUUGCAUAUAUUAUGGGGAAUAACGGGCCUGCUGAUGAUGUCGAAGAAAAAGAGCAUUUUCAGAGGAUCGUCAAUGCAUUUCGUUAUUACAGGUCUUUCUCGUUGCAACGUCUUGCUGCAUCGGAUACCUAUGUCUCUACACUCCCCCAGCACCACCAAAAGUUACUGACAAGUUAUCGUUCUCAUUUGGAAGACAUUAGGACUUGUGUGGAGCACAACUACGAAAUCAUCAAGCUUAUCACAGCAGAUGUUGCUACGCUGUUUGAAAACGUCAAGCAUGAUGCUGGUCAAGUCAAGUCUAAAGUUCAUCCCACCAUGAGCGAUAUGGAGAAGGUCCAGUCAACGUUGAAACAAAUUGUCAGGGAUUGGAGUAAGGAUGGUGAACAAGAAAGAGCUGCAUGUUAUGAUCCUAUCAUUGAAGAAAUUGAACACAAAUUUCCACCUGGCGAGAGGGCCUUAGAGCAAGUGCAAAUCCUAGUCCCCGGUGCGGGGCUUGGUCGACUAGCAUUCGAGAUAGCCAAAAGAGGUUACAGCUGUCAAGGCAAUGAGUUCAGUCUCUUCAUGCUUUUUGCAUCCAAUUUCGUCUUGAACAAAUGUCAGGGGGUCGAGACGUUUCGUGUUUAUCCAUGGACGCAACAGUUCGUCAAUACUUUAUCAGCUGCUGAUGUAACUAGAGGGUCUUCCUUCCCUGAUCUUGAUCCAUCGUCACUACCACGCCAUGCUCAGUUUUCGAUGGCUGCUGGCGAUUUCCUCGAAGUUUACACUGAAGCAAAUACUUGGGACUGCAUAGCUACAUGUUUCUUCAUAGACUGCGCGAAUAACAUCGUUAGUUUCAUCGAAACCAUUUACAAAAUAUUAAAGAACGGUGGCAUUUGGAUCAAUUUAGGGCCAUUGCUGUAUCAUUACUCUGAUAUCCCUGGCGAAAAUUCUAUCGAGCCGACCUACGAAAUGGUCAGAGAAAUCGUACAAGGGCUAGGGUUUAUCAUUGAGAAAGAACAAACGGGGGUUAAAACAACCUAUUCUCAAAAUGUUCGUUCCAUGCUCAAAUACGAAUACGAGAGCGUCUUUUUCGUCUGCCGGAAGCCUUGACAAAAAUUCUUUUUGGAAUAAAUUUUGGUCACUCUUCAGUGUACCUUGUGACAAAGAAUUUUUUUUUUUUUUAAUACAUGUCUCAGAUUUUUACACCA